This is a messenger RNA of Neoarius graeffei (lesser salmon catfish), 10226 nucleotides long. RefSeq lists its product as uncharacterized. The transcript has 19 exons. The coding region runs from base 388 to 8784 and encodes 2798 amino acids. Gene Ontology annotation, biological process: telomere maintenance; DNA repair. Gene Ontology annotation, molecular function: DNA helicase activity. The record is from RefSeq and is a predicted model, not a curated record. NCBI's taxonomy places the organism in Eukaryota, Metazoa, Chordata, Actinopteri, Siluriformes, Ariidae.
AGGAGGACUCUGAUUGGACAGUCCUGUGCGCGUGUCCGCCCGUCAUAUAAAAACCCUGAGUUUAAAUUUUUUCGCUCCCGUUCUCUCUGAACUCAUCACAGGUUUUCUUUGAUUUGUGAUCAGAGGUUCGUACGUACUUCACGACUGAGACUGAUCAUCGCCCUCAAGACUCAUCGCACUCAAGACUCAUCGCACUCAAGUCAUCCUCAAGACUCCCGGAGCAGAUUUGUUCACACUCACACCAUCACAUUUUAUAUAAAAUAUAUUAGGUUAUCUUAGAUAAUUUAAGUUAAGUAGUUAAGGUAGGUUAGGGUUUAGGUCACUUAAACUUUGCAAGAAGUUUUUUCUUUUUUUUUUCUUUUUUUUUUUUGUCUUCUGUCCAGCAGGAUGCCAAGGAAGGGGAGGAGGUCUGAGGCGGCCAGGCGCCGAUGGAGUAAGCUCGCCCUGGAGGAGCCGACUCCCUCCACUUUCCCCCUGAAGACGGUGUCCCCCCCGGCCGGAGAGGAGCCUUCCACAGGGUCGAGGACCAGGGAGACCCACCCCCCCUGCUCCCGAGCUCCAGUCAGCAACUUGGUUGGAUCUUCACCCCCAGCCAAGCCUUUCUGGAGCACGGGAGAUGUCCUUCCCAAAGUUCGGCCAUGCCGCGGUACCGGGUUCCGCCAUCGGGUGCUGAGGUGGCCAACUUCAAAGCUCACAGGACGGAGCCACAAGUUGGUCAUCCCGCCGGAGUCUCCUCACAAGAAGUUCGUUCUGAUUGUCGGGGACUCCCACCUGCGGUCCAUUGCGGACGGUUUCGCCGUGAUGCCAGAGGGUAAGUUCUCGUUUGGCGUCAUGUCGACCCCUGGGGCCCACGCUGCUCAGCUGCGGACGGAGGUCCUGCAUGCUGAUCUUCCUCGGGCCCCUGCUGCGGUCUGUGUUCUUGCCCCCAGCAACAACCUGACGGCGAGCAGGACCAUCGAGGAGGCAGCCGUCGACUAUGCAAGUUUCCUCACUGCUGUGAGGAGCCGCUGGCCGGAGGUUUUUGUGCUGGACUUCCCCCCCCGCCUGCAGGAGGAUGAGAUGUACCAGGUUCUCCUGCGCCAAGAGUACCACCGCGUGACAGCUCGUAUGGGUGUGAGGUACUUCUCUGUGGCGGAGCACUUCCCCCUUACGCGCUUGGAGCUGUGGAGCAGAGACGGCGUUCACCUGAGUGACCGUGAAGGGAUGGGCAUCCUCACCCAGCUGCUGUGGGCCGCGACGGAGCAGUUCCUCAAGACACCACCACCUCCCCCGGUGUCUCCCACUCCUUCACAGCCACUUGGGAAGGUAUCUCCUAAGCUGGUUGUGAAGGGCGAGGUAUGUGCUCCUCUGUCUCCUGACCCCUUCCAGUGGAAGGUCGUUGGUCGGAGAAGCAAGUCGCAGGUUCCUGGUCAGGCCAGCGUGGCGCAGCAGCAGGAGGAGUCCUUCCUCCCACUGAACCCAGUGUGGUUCAGUAGCACGAUCCUUCGUGCUGUGGAGGAGGUGUCUCCUUCUCGGCUGUCUGGCGUGGAGGACUGCAGGUCUCCUCCAGCGAGCAAGAAGGUGGCCUCCCCAGCGGCAGCCAGGCGUCGUAGGACCUCAGAGAGACGCCCCCCCCACCACCAGUCUCCUGUGAACAACCUGGUUGGAUCCCCUCCAAUCAGGCUGUCACAGAGACUGGAGGACGACGCCCCCUCCAGCCCGGUUCCUCGGUCCAGGACCACGGACGGACCAUCCCCCCGCACCCAAAUUUCAGUGACCAACCUGAUGGAGUCCCCUCCAGUCAGGUUGUCCUGCAGUUUGGGUGAUCCGGAGACCCCCUGCUGUUCCCCGGUUGCGAAGGUGCCCAGGAUGAAGACUCCUUCACCGGCUGGACCAUCCAAGACCAUUAAAGAUGUGGCCCAUCAGUCUCCUCGCCCAGCUAAGACAUGGACACCAUUUCCCUCAUCGACUUCCUGGCCCUGGAUAAUCGGCGAUGGACUCUCCAGCUCCCCUGCUAAAGAGGCGAGCGUCAAGGUAAGUGUGACGGUAAGUGGGGGUCAGUCUGUUGUUGUUAGGGCUAGCCACAGUCAGGCAGACAUGAGGUACAGUGAAUUCUCUAGAAAUCAUCAGUGUUCCUGCAUGUCCCUGACUUUUCUCGCUUUUGAGAAUGAGGGUGAUCACUUUAACACGGCUGCCCUCGAUAGAGUGCUGGCACAGGGAGAUUCACUGUACGUAGCAGUGAAACAACAGCUGAUCCUGGAGAGAAGAUACAAUGAUGACCAUCUUAGCGUUGAGGAAAUGCCAAAACAAGUCCUGACAGACACAAAUAUGUACAAUGUCCAUAUGUCCGACAUUAAAUGUGGACUUGUCAAAGCCAGCAGCAACGGAAACCAGGGUCUCCUUUCCCUUGCUGAAGAGCUUCAGUGUCUGUCAGGUCAUGUUAGGCAUGCGUUCAUCAUUGUAUCUCCAGAGGUUAUUGCAGUUUUCCGUGACAAAUCAGGGAGGUAUGGCGUGUUUGAUUCACAUGCCAGAAAUUCAGCAGGUCUACCAGACCACAACGGAACUGCAAUCAUGAAGACCUUCACUGAAAUCAGUGACCUGGCUGAGCACCUGCUCAAACUCUUUGCAGAUCGUGGACCUUUUGCCACCUAUGAGUUGGUGCUUGUGUCAUUUGAAGCCGUCGGUUCCAGUGAAUGUCUUCAGCAAUCGUUGGUAGAAAAAGUCUCCAGGACAGCUCUCCCUCCAACAAACGAAAAUAUCUUAAAACUCGGUAAAACCCAGCGACAAAAGGCCAGAAGAAGAAGUAGCAGCAAAGAGCAACAUGCACCAGUGUGCCAUGUUGUCCAAAAAAAAGGAAGCUCGGUAUAUGAAAAAAAUAAGUAUGACAAGUGCCCGGAAUUUGGAAUUAAAAAAAUGGAAGCAGACAAAAAAUAUUCACAAGACAGUAAUCGUAGGAAACGACGGUUAUUGUCUUUCAGACGUUAUUAUUUAAAAGUUCAAAGAAAAAAGAGCGUAUUAAUUAUCCAGAGAUAUAAGGAAGAUCCUGCUUUUCAGAGUAGACAAAAACAGUACAUUAAAGACAAGUAUAAGGCGGAUCCUGCUUUUCAGAGUAGACAGAAACAGUACAGUAAAGAUAAGUAUAAGGCGGAUCCUGCUUUUCAGAGUAGAAAGAAACAGUACAGUAAAGACAAGUAUAAGGCGGAUCCUGCUUUUCAGAGUAGAAAGAAAUUGUAUAUGACGACGAAGUACAAAUCGCACCAAAGCUUUAGGCAAAAGAAAAAGGAGUGUUUCUAUGCUAGGUACCACAGUGAUCCUGAGUUUAGGUUACGCUGUAUCAAACGCUGUAGCCAGCGCAGCGUAACCAAACUGUCCACAGAUGCUACUUUUUGCAUCUUUAGCAAGAUGCAGAGGGCAUUAAGGAUCAAGCGAAAAUAUAGGAAGCUAGUGCCCCACACCCCCCGCCAUUCGCAGGCCGUGAUUAACCCUGUGAUGGAAGCCGCCAUCACAGCAUUUCGCGAGCUAAUUCGUCGUGGACCAACGUGCGUUUGUACGGUGUGCAACAGAGCAAUGUUUCCUAAUCAGGUUAAAUUGUGCAAUAGGGGAAAGUACACCCAAAAACCCAGAGUGGCCGCAGCCUGCUUAACAGGCAAGUACGUCCAUUUUUGUGACGACGACUGCUCUGAACAUUGCUCUGUUGCACAAGAGCGACUGCAGGAGUGGAUCUGUAACACGUGUGACAGCCACUUGAAGAGAGGACGCAUGCCACCAAUAGCCACCGCAAACCGACUGGAGUUGGCACCGAUCCCCCCGGAGUUGGCUACGCUCAACGUGCUCGAGAGGCAGCUUAUUGCCAAAAUACUGCCUUUCGCCAAGGUUAUCGCUCUGCCCAAAGGACAGCAAAAAGCAGUCCGCGGAGCUGUUGUGUGCGUUCCAUCAGAGAUGGAAGCGACUGUCAACAGUCUCCCAAGACCCAGAUCGGAAGCGCAGCUACUUCAAGUUAAAUUAAAGAGGCGCAUUAACUAUAAGGGCUACCAGCACUUCUAUACUGUUAACAUGAAAAAUGUUUUAGCUGCCCUGGCCACGCUUAAAAAGAUGCAUUCUGAGUAUCAGGAUGUAUCCAUUAACGACAGUGCCACUUUUGACGAGUCGGUCGAUCAAGACGACUCGCAGCACAAUGUUGCUGAUGCUGCGCAGCCGGAGCAGCAUCAGGGAGACAUUGAGGCUGGCAUAGACCUCGAGGAGGUUUUUAGUAGUCAGAACGACCCGGACCCCGAUAGACGUCGUCAGCCCAAGGAAGCUGACGAAGAGGAGGAGGAGCUUAGACCUGGCCUGACUCUGGACACGUGUAUGCAGCCGCCUGACAUCGCGCAGGAAAUUCUUACGUAUGGCGAUGGAAUAUUUAGCGUUGCCCCCGCCCAGGGCAACAAACCAGUAGGGUUCUUCGCCAUACCGAAACUAGAAGCCAUGGCUUUCCCUGUGCAAUUCCCGACAGGAGAGAACACACUGGAUGAACCCAGAACCUUCUCGCUCUCACCUAGCAUGUAUUUUAAUUGCAGGCUGUUUGCUGCUGAUACAUGUUUUGCUAGCGACCAAACGUAUCUUUUCUUUGCGCAGUUUGUCACAGAAACGCACCUGGCGACAAACAGCAUGUCGAUUCAAAUGCGCAAAGGCAGGUCCAGAGCUGCAGAUGGCCGUCAUAUUAACAACCUCAUGCUCCUGGACCGAGACGAGGUGCAACGGCUCAUUAUGAGCCAAGACGCAACUCGGUUUAUGCAACCUCUUCGAGGCACCCCGGCUUAUUGGACAAAAACGCUCAAAGAUGUCCACGCCAUGGUCCGGCAAAUUGGCAAACCCACGUUUUUUGCCACGUUCUCCGCUGCCGAGAUGAGAUGGCCUGAGGUCAUAGAGGUCAUAAAAGCUCAGCAGGGAGAACUAGGGGACUUUUCAGAGCUCGACUGGAAAGCGAAAUGCGACAUUCUGCGGAGCAACCCCGUAACGGUGAUGCGCAUGUUUGAAAAGCGAGUCGAUGCUCUGAUGACCAACCUUAUCCUCUCACCAGCACAGCCCAUUGGUGAAGUAGAGGAUUACUUUUAUAGGGUUGAGUUCCAAGCUAGAGGAAGUCCCCAUAUACACAUGCUGAUUUGGAUAAAAAACUCACCCAAAUUUGACGACGCCUCUGACGACGAAGUAGCGGCGUUUAUAGAUCGCUACAUCUCGUGUGAGAUGCCUGACCCCGAGACAGACCUGGAGCUCCACGGAAUUGUCUCGGAGGUUCAGGUGCACAGCAGGAACCAUUCCAAGUCCUGCAAAAAAGGCAACGUUGCCUGUAGGUUUGGCUUCCCUAAACUGCCCGUGGAUGAAACCUUCAUCACUAGGCCCCCCGUUGUUCGCCCCUCUGGAGUUUUAGACGAAAACCAAGACGAGGCUGCUGCUAGAGAACGUAGGGAGAAGCGGGCAAUCGCUAAGAAGCGAAAGAAAGCCAAAGCCAAGCUUCAGCAAGUUAGAGACUUGCUCAUGGAUGCAGGCGCUUCAUUUAGCAGCUUGACGGAGUUGCUCGACCGAUGCGGUUUGACGCGUAAGCAGUACCGUAAGCUCUUCGACCGCGCCGCGAACAGCAACGUCGUGGUCCUGAAGCGGCAUCCGAAUGACUGCUGGGUUAAUCAGUACAACCCAGACCUGCUUCGUGCCUGGAACGCCAACAUGGACAUUCAGUACGUCGUGGAUGACUACAGCUGCAUCAUGUACAUGAUGUCCUAUGUGUCAAAGCCAGAGCAUGAGAUGACUCAAUUCCUUAAGAACGUCAUCAAAGAUGUAAAACAGUCCAACGUAAAUGAGCGUGACGAAAUGAAGCAGAUUAUGCAGGCCUAUGUUAAACAUAGAGAGGUCAGCGCUCAAGAGGCUGUUGCUCGCACCUGCAGCUUGCGUCUGAAGAGGUGCUCCCGCUCCGUUGUGUUCCUUCAGACCGACGAGGAGGGUCUGAAGAUGAGUCACCCUAUUGGCAGACUCAAGCAAAUGGAGCCGGGUUCGGAGGAGGUGUGGAUGUCGGGCCUGCCUGACAAAUACGCCUACAGGCCUGUCGAGCCGGAGUUCGAGCACAUGUGCAUGGCCGAGUUUGCGUCGGAGUACAGGGUGCUGUACGGGCAGCAAACUGAAAGUAGAAGCGGCAUCCCCCUCUUACACAACAUGGGCUUUGUUCAGAAGAGGACUGGGAAACCAGCAAUUAUUAGAUUUCCUCGCUUCUCAGAGCAGAAAACACCUGAGAAGUUCUAUAGAAGACUGCUCAAGCUUUAUCUCCCACACAGAUCCGAUGACGACCUGAGAGAUGAAGCACACCCGACCUACGAGCAGUUUUAUAAGUGUGGCCAAAAGUAUGGCGUGCGUGUCCGAGCCAUCAUAGACCGCAACAAACAACGCUAUGAAGGUCAAGGCCGGAAGCUUGACGAAGCGUUGGAACAGUAUCGGGUGCACGGCCCUAUAGUUAAUGAAUUGGACUGUUAUGCGCCUGAAGUAGAGGCAGACCGGUUAGAGUGUCUUGCAGAGCGAGAACCUGACGACGAGCGUGAAGGCCAAGAAGAAGUUCCUGAAUACGAAGUCAAAGACGGGAGGAGCUCCAUGCCUAGGAUAGAAGCGCCGCAGUUGAGUCCAGACUUUGUGAGAAAAAUGUAUCAAAGUCUGAACGAAACACAGGCUUCUAUCUUCUACAGCAUACGUCAGUGGUGCUUUGAACUUGUGUGGGGUUGCGACGUCGAGCCGUUUUAUUACUUUUUGACCGGGGGAGCUGGCUGUGGUAAAUCGCACGUAAUCAAGUGCGUUCACCAGGAGGCAACGAGGAUUCUGCGUGAGCUCCCCAGAUUCCGGGACCAUGCAGACAUGUCCCAGCCUGCGGUGCUGCUGACCGCCUUCACUGGCACAGCAGCCUUCAACAUCGCUGGCGUGACGUUGCACUCCGUCCUCAAACUGCCAAGAUCCUUGAAGCCACCGUAUCAAGGUCUUGGAAACGCCCUUGAUGAAGUCAGAGCGGCGCUAUCCAACGCGGAGAUUCUCAUCAUUGACGAGAUCUCCAUGGUUUCCAAAGAGCUGUUUGCCUAUGUCAACUGGCGUUUUCAACAGAUCCGAGGAAACAAGAAGCCGUUCGGAGGAAUUUCUGUCCUUGCUGUAGGUGACUUUUAUCAGUUGCCGCCUCCCGGUAGAGCCAAGCCGCUGUGUGUGUACGAGGAGACGGAGUUUGAUCUCUGGAAGGAUCACUUCAAAAUGGUCAUCCUUACAGAGAUCAUGCGACAGAAGGACGAUCGGGCUUUUGCUGAGCUCUUGAACCGCCUGAGAGUGAAGCAAAAGCGCGAUCCUUUGAGCGACGAAGAUAGAGGGUUGCUCACACAGGCAGUGGCCGACGUCAAGGAUUGUCCAGUUGAUAGGCUACACAUAUACGCCACCAACAAAGAAGUUGACCGUCACAACUCCGCCACUGUAGCCUCCCUCCACGAGGAUGCCAUCGACAUCGCAGCUCAGGAUUACCGUAAAAUUCCUACGACCGGCUGCAUGACGAUGGUGUUCGCCGUUAAAGGUAACCAGCGAGACUUGCCUGACAACAUAAUGGCUGCUCAAGGAGUACGCGUUAUGUUGACCAGGAAUCUCGACGUGGAGGACGGAAUUGUUAACGGAACAUUCGGAACCAUCUCACACAUUGUGAUGACGGAGCGUGAGCCAAAAUAUGUAAAGUUGAUUGGACUCCAGCUGGACAAUCCCACAGCAGGACAGAGAUUCCGCAAAAAGAUCUUGGGUCCCUCAGACAAUCUGGCCUAUAUUGAAAGGUCUGAGGAGAACCUGAGCAGCAAAAAAGGCGUUGUUCGUCGCCAGUUCCCCAUGAAGUUGGCUUUUGCCUGUACGGCCCACAAAGUACAAGGCAUGACGAUGGCGUCGGCGGUUGUGUGCCUGAAACGCAUCUUCGAACCGGGCAUGGCUUAUGUAGCUCUAAGCCGCACAACCUCGCUGGGAGGUCUGACCGUCUGCGACUUCGACGAGAAGAAGAUCUACGCCGACCCCGAGAUCAAGAUGGCUAUGGAAAGUAUGCCUCGAGCGUCUUUCCAGAGCUGUAGACCGUUGUUGAGUUUUCUUCAAUCCAUGCAACAAACUCCAAAGGUUUUGACAAUUGUCCACCACAACACUCAGGGUCUGCCAUGUCACAUGGUGGACCUGAGAGCGCAUCACGAGCUCCAACGAGCGGAUGUGCUUUGCCUUACAGAGACACAUUUGUCGGGGUCUUCUGUAGCUGAAAUUUUUCAAUUGGAGGGGUAUGCCAUGUUCCCACGUAGCAGACAGCUGUCUUACAACAGCUGUGUGGACAUGGCUAAAAAAGAUGGAGGUGGAGUUGCAGUGUACUGCAGAGACUAUGUGCAAGCAGAGCCUCGCAGGUACAUGCAACAGGUCACGGAUUUGGAGUUUGUUGUUGUUAAAAUCAAGGCUCCGGUCAAAGUACUAUUGGCGACGGUUUACAAACCGCCAAAUUUUCAAUUAGGAAUCUUUCUCCAAAAUUUGAAAAACCUCUUGGACUCAUUGGCCAUUUUAAAUCACCAGCCCAUUGUUGUUUGUGGCGAUUUUAAUGAGGAUCUUCUUUCGAAAGGAAAAAAAAGCAUCAAAGACUUAUUUCAGUCCAGAGGUUACACUCAAUUAAUUAAAGAGUCCACCACCGAGAAGAACACGCUGAUUGACCACAUUUAUAUUUCACAUCCUGAUAAGUGUCUUCAAUCAGGUGUUCUCCAAACGUACUACAGUUACCACAGUCCGGUUUAUUGUAUUUUGACCGACUAAGCCUCUCUAGCCAACACAUGAUCCAUAGAAAAGUUCGAGUUUCUGUAUCCUGUAAGGUGUGUGUGUGUGUGUGUGUGUGUGUGUGUGUGUGUAAUGCAUAUGUAGUUUCUAGGCACUCCUUGAGCCUGGUCAAGGAGUAGUUUAUCGUCACUGUUAUUGUACUCUCUCUGUAAAGUGUUAAUUGACCUUAAAUUUUUUUUUUUGUAAAAAAAAAAACCCUUCACAUUGUUUCAUUUUGUCAUAACUUGUCUGCGUGGGCGUUUUUCUUAUUUAAUUGUUUUUCAUAUACGUGUUUCAGGUCACUCAUUCAGUUUGUUCAAUGAGUGCCCAGCUUUUCAAUUGUGUAGUUUUAAGUUAUUGUUAAGACUAAUCAUUGUAGUGGCAUGUGUUGGCUGGAAAUGGUUGAAUCUUAUGUAAAUGCAGUGUAAUUGUAUUUAUUUAUGUAAUAAAGGGCUCCGCAUUAUCUUGUCAUUUACUGAGCUGCUGAGAAUGGCGGUCAAUUUAAAAUGUUAUGGAAUUGGCUUAGCUAAUGUAAUGUUAUGUAAUCUUGUAUUGUAAUGUUGCUUUAUGUAAAAUCAAGCUGAAUGUCAACAAGGUCCAUCACAAGGUAAGUAUCUCUCUUCCUUUGAAUUAUUCACUCGCGUUUGAGUAAUGUAACUAAAUCCCCCUCCCUUUCUCUUCUUCAGGCUCUCUACUGUCCAUGUUCAAAAGCAGGAGUAUCUCACAGCAGAGUGAGGAGGAAAUGAAGAGGACCACAGCUGAUCUCGUGCCAGAUGAAGACCUCCAGAAGACUAUAGCAGCUCACUCUCCAGUGAAGACAGCAACCCAGCAGAAGAACGAAGAACAAGACUCAGGAAGAAGACCUCCAGAAGAUUCCCCCCCCCCCCCCCCUUUUAUCUUUAGUUUCCUGAUUGGUUCGGUUGUCUUGUCUGCUUCUUAGAUUAGUUCUCAUUGUAUUUAGUAGGGAGGAUACACACCAGGUCCUAGGGCCUGUGAUUAGUUGACCGGUAGUACCUAAUCUGCUUUUUGUUGCUACAGUAAUGCUUUUAUGCCUGAGGACUACAGUUGACUUGUUAACUUGAGUGCAGUCCUAAAGUUUCCAUCAAUGAAACUGUCUUCAUGUUAAACUGUUCAUGUUGUUGUUGCCCAAAUGAGGAUGGGUUCCCUUUUGAGUCUGGUUCCUCUCGAGGUUUCUUCCUCAUGUUGUUGUCUGAGGGAGUUUUUCCUUGCCACCGUCGCCACAGGCUUGCUCAUUGGGGAUAGAUUAGUGACAGAAUUAGCUCAUGUUUUAAGUUGUUCAAAUUCUGUAAAGCUGCUUUGCGACAAUGUUUGUUAAAAGCGUUAGACUUAUGUUGAUUUUUGCUGACUCAUCGGGUGUUUUUCAAUGCCUUGGUUGUUUGCUUGUGUUUUAUGGAAAAAUAAACCAAAUAUCUGCUGCAAAA